AGAGAGAAGUGAGAACGUGACGAAGCAAGGAACGAGUUUGAUCGUCGUUUAUAUACAUAUAUCUAUUUUUAUAUCGAUUAGAUCGAUUUUAGAACUUUUCGAAGACGUUCUUUAGAACUUUCUUCGUUUUCUUACGCUACGAUCUAUCGCGUCUCAAGGUCAUGAGCCGUAACUGGUUAACUUUUUUUGCGAGGGUGUUGCGUGUUCCUGGGGUAGAAAGUCAUUCAGCAUCUUGAAGUUGUAAUUCAAAGAAGAAGAAGAAGAAGAAGAAGAAGAAGAAGAAGAAGAAGAAGAAAGGGAAGAAGGAGUAAAGGUAUCUAAGCGAGGAAAGGACUCGUAAGGAGGAGAGAAAAAAGGGAAGAAAAGGACGAAGUAGUAGAAGAAGAAGAAGAAGAAGAAGAAGAAGAAGUAGAAGUAGAGGAACUUCGAGGUGGAUCGAAGGAGGUAUCUGCAGUAGAAUCUGAGAAGGAAAGAGAGAGAGAGAGAGAGAGAGAGAGAGAAAGGGAGAAAGCUAAAAAAUCAGCCGAACUCUUUCUCUCCCUUGACAGAACCUUCCUCCUCUUUUUAUCCCUCCGUUUCCCUCUCUAUCCUCCCUCUCCCUCUUACUCGAACGUAUCACGAAGCUGGCACCUGUCCUCGUUUACCUGGAGAACGCUCCGCCCCGACCAAUGGAGUCUCGAGGGGUCCGCUGAAGGCUCCUACCAUCGGAAGAGAGAGAGAGGGCCCGUUUGUCGAGUGGUGGUGGUGGUGGUGGUGGUGAUGGUGGGAGUCUUUCGGCAUCAUCCACCACCACCAACAGUAAUAGCACGAGUGUAAGUCGCUAAGAAAAGAGAAAGAGAAAGAGAAAGAGAAAAAGAGAAAGAAAGAAAGAAAGAGAGAGAGAGAGAGAGAGAGAGAGAGAGAGAGAGAGAGAGAGAGAGAAGGGACCUACCGGCGUCUCUACGAGUCGUUUUGGUGGGGACAGGAAGAGGGGCCUACCCCGUCUAGAGCUCGUAGUAUACUAUAGAAGCAAGCAAGCAAGAAAGCAAGAAAGAAAGAGAGAGAGAGAGAGAGAAAGAGAGAGAGAGAGAGAGAGAAAGAGAGAGAGAGAGAGAGUAGUGUAGGGGGUAUCCACCGAAAGCCAUCGCCGGCAUUUCCCACCACCGGCUCGUCCGGAAAACGUGAGGUACACGCGAGUCCACGCUUCCGGAGGCUGACUUUCAGUCUCGGGAGUCCGCCAGAGUCUGAUCAUCGCGAGACUCACGUUUUUUUUUCUCCUCCUGUACAUUUCAUUUCCACGCAACUCGAUCGUGUUAUACAUAUGUAAAUACGUAGGUGCCUCGUCGAUUGGAUAUAAUGAAAUCGGUAGUGUUCUUCGUUAGCUCGUUGUUGAUCAUCUUGAAGAUGUAGAGUCGUGUUUAAAAAAUUUUUCUUUUUUAUAUUUUGGUGAUUUGACAACGACGUAUUCCGAUUAUCGCGAUAGUGAUUACAUUAGAGUGCUUCUCUCUCUCUCUCUCUCUCUCUCUCUCUCUCUUUCUUUCUCUAUCUAUUUAUCUAUCUAUCUAUCUAUCUAUCUUUCUCUUUCUGUUUCUUUCUCUUCUUCUCUCUCUCUCUCUCUCUUAUCGAGAAAAUCUAAGUACAAUACAUCUGUAUAUCUACGUAUAGAUAUAGAUAGAUAAGAGGUGGUAACAAGAGAGAGUGCUUUCUCCAGGGUCGCUGUGGUGAUGCCCUGGUUAUGGUUAAGCGUGAGUAGUGGUGAGGUAAGUGGAGAGAGAGGGAAGAAGAAAAGAGGAGGACAACCGUUUUCCUCGUCAUCGUGGUGGAUCAAGCGUUCGUUCCUUGAACGAACGUCUGACACCCUUUUACGUCGAGGAAGAGGAGGAGGAGGAAGAAGAAGAAGGUGGUGGUAGUGAAAGGGUUGUGAUAAAGCGAAGAAGAAGAAGAAGAACAAGAAGAAGAAAAAAACGAAACAAAAAAAGAGAAAAAGAAAAGUAAAAGGAUAACAAAAAAAUAAAUAUAUAUAUACAUACAUACACACACACACAUAUAUAUAUAUAUCAAAUUGCAUAUAUAUAUAUAUAUAUACACACACAUAGUUGCGCGGAACGGAAGAAAAAUUGAGCGAUUCGUUCGCUCGAAUUAUGGUGUGCCAUCGUAAUCAUCAUCGUCAUAGGGGCCUCCUAAGGGCUAGCAGCCACCGUAGCUGCGCCUUUGGGAGGCGAGGAGAACACGUACCGUCGGUACUACGCGUUUUCCUCUUGAUAUUGGCACUCUGGAUGCCGGUACUCGACAACGGUGCUCUUGUACUCGCCUGCGGACCCGGCAGAGGCGCCGGAAGACGUCUUGGUCCCAAGAAGGUCACGCCUCUUGUCUUUAAACAGCACGUGCCCAACGUCAGCGAAAACACGCUACCGGCAAGUGGACUCAGCGAUGGACGUGUAUCCAGACACGAUCCAAGAUUUCGUGAUCUUGUGCCAAACUAUAACGCCGACAUCAUUUUCAAGGACGAGGAAGGUACCGGUGCUGAUAGAUUCAUGACACAGAGGUGCAAGGAGAAAUUGAAUACCUUAGCAAUCUCGGUAAUGAACCAGUGGCCCGGAGUGAAGCUGAGAGUUACAGAGGGCUGGGACGAGGAGGGAAAACAUGCAACCGAUUCCCUCCAUUACGAAGGACGAGCCGUCGACGUGACGACGAGUGAUCGCGAUCGAUCGAAGUACGGAAUGUUGGCGAGACUCGCAGUCGAAGCUGGUUUCGAUUGGGUUUAUUACGAAUCCAGGUCCCAUAUACACUGUUCCGUUAAGUCUGAAUCAUCAUCGGCAGGCAAAUCGGGUGGUUGUUUCCCUGGGAAAAGUUACGUCAGAACGGAAGAUGGUAGACGAAAGAGGGUGGACGAAGUCCAGUUAGGCGAACGAGUAGCAGCCAUGAAUUCUCAGGGUGAAUUGAUCUACAGCGAGGUGAUAGCUUUCUUGGAUAGAGCACCAACGGAGAGACGACAAUUCGUGAAACUUUUUACGGAAUCUGGACGAGUGUUGACCUUGACGCCAGCACAUUUGGUACCGAUCAAGGAUAAAUCAACGAUAUUUGCGGCGAGGGUAGGAAUAGGGGAUAAAAUUCUUGUGGCAGAGAAAAAAGAGGAUUCUUCGUUCUCCAUAAUGGAGAAUACUCUGAACAAUGAAGUGUACAAUGCGCGUAGUCAACGUCUUCGUUGGGAUCGAGUGAUCGAGACAAGGUUGAUCCUUGAGAAGGGUGUUUUCGCGCCGCUGACAACGGAAGGGACAUUAUUGGUCGACGACGUCAUAGCUUCGUGUUAUGCCGUAAUCGAUAGUCAAACAUUGGCACAUUAUUCCUUUCUCCCUUUGCGGAUUUGGAACAGCUUAGAAUCGUUCUUCGUUCGAAGGCCAUCUUCGGCUAGAAGAACGAUCGAUGUAGAUCGACCGGAUAUCAGGCAACAAAGGACUAAUAACGAGACAACGAACAUCGAUCACAAAGUAAACGAGAAGUAUACCGGAGUACAUUGGUACGCCUCGUUUCUUUACAAUUUUGCCUCUUCCGUUUUACCACGUAACAUGCUCUACAAUUAAUUAGAACAACUUUCAACAUGCCGAAGGAUAUAAGGGGAAAAUGAAUGAACGUUGCCUCGUUUAAUCUUAUCGGUUAAUCCUUUGAUUGAGAUCAACGACAUUUUGCUUUAUUAUUUCUCCUUUAGUGUGUUCUUCCAAGGAUGCUUUUAUCUUUUCUCUUAGAGAGAAAGAGAGAGAGGGAGAGAGAGAGAGACUAUGUCUUUUGUCUUGUUGGAUAGUGUUUGAAUUGGACAGUGACAUUUCUAUCCGGUUUACCGAGUGACGUAAAGUAUAUUAGACUUUUAGGAAAAUAAUAAAAAGAACGCGAAGCUUUAGAAAGAUAUCAAAGCUUUUUCAUCGUCUAACGUUCUAGUGUAUGUGUAUGUAUCAUACGAGUAUAUAAUAUAAAUAUCGUUCCGUGCUAUUCCUUUAAACGAAUAUAUAUAUAUAUAUAUAUAUAUAUAUAUAUAUAUAUAUAUAUAUAUAUACACAUAUACAUAAAAGUGUAUGCGUCUGUGUGUGUGAGCGAAUGAGUAACCGAAUGAACGAAUGCAUCUAUGUAUACAUGUGUAUAACGUGUACGAAUGUGUAUAUGUAAAAGAAGAGAAAGAGAAUGAAUAUGAAGAAGAUGAAAAAGAUGAAGAAUAAAUGACAAAGAUUUUUUUUUAUCGAGACGAUUUUUUCUUAUUUCGUUCGAGAUUUGUCCUUCCUUCUUGCAGUGACCUUUCGCAUACAUGAAUGCGUGCAACUCAUUUCUAUGAGGAAAGAAAGCAAGGAAAUAGAAGGAAAAGACAAAGCCAGAAAAAAGAAACAAUAACGAUAAAAAAUCCUGGAACAACGAAGCCAUUGUUGUACAUAUACACACACAUACGUACAUACAUACAUACAUACAUACAUGCAUAGAUAGAUGUGCAUAUGAAACGUGCAAAUUAAAAACACGUUAUAUCGCGGCGUUGUUCUAGCGCACGUGUUGCUGGUGCUUCGUCAAAACGAGAUGCGGAUCGCGUGAGCUUUAUUAAAAUAAAUAUCAUUUUCCUAUUUUCUAUGCUCGUUAUCGAUCGAUCAUCGGACAUUUUUUUCUUCGUCCUUGUAUAGCAAACUACCGUUGUUCGUAUGAUUAGAAAAAUAUCGGCGUAAAAUGCUAUCUAAUUAACCUUUUUUUUUUGUUCUAGUUUCAAUACCGGC
Vespula vulgaris is the source of this 4724-nucleotide messenger RNA. It is a transcript of the gene hh, whose product is annotated as sonic hedgehog protein. Gene Ontology annotation, molecular function: calcium ion binding; patched binding. Gene Ontology annotation, biological process: cell fate specification; protein autoprocessing; cell-cell signaling. Bases 2121 to 3560 code for a protein of 479 amino acids. The transcript has 3 exons. The record is from RefSeq and is a predicted model, not a curated record. Lineage: Eukaryota; Metazoa; Arthropoda; Insecta; Hymenoptera; Vespidae.